CUUGAAUAGCACACUGGACACUGUUGUGACGGUGGAACGGCGUCUCCGAGUGAACGACAUUACUGACAGCAUCGAAACAGUUAAUGGUAGUUAGCGACAGUUGCUCUGACAAACCCUUAAGAGGAGUAACAAGUAAAUACUGUUCGGUAGUUUACUUUUAUUUUGCGCGAGUUUGUUUUGAAACGUCAGAAACUCAAAACUUUUCACAGUGACUAAUUCUGAAAUACGUAUAUAUAUUUUUUCAAAUUAAGUUUAACGUCGUUUAACGAACUUUGAAGCUCAGUUCUGAGAGCGUGAACAUGAUCUGAAAGGCGCUAAAGUGAAGCCAUCGGAGCGGAUCAUCAGGAUGACAGAGCCAGCGGAGCAGACCCAUCACCUGAAAACUUCAGGCAGCCCAUCAGGUGGGAGCAGCGGAGACGCGUCGGAGCAUCUCCCAGCCAGCAACCGUGGUGGACCAGAGAAUGGCGACAGGGGGCGACAGAGAGACCAGAAGCGGCAGCAGCGGGCGGGGAACUGUGGGGAUAUCAACACAGACAAGUUAUGGCAAAUGAAAGGCGGACAGAGGGGGGUGUGCCCUGCCUUUGCAGCCGGAAACGAGCUCCCAAAGUGCCCGAUUGCAGCUCGGUCUCAUCAGAAAUCCGAUGUGCAGGCAGCGGGAGACGGUGGUCCCCCCUCACAGGGGAAAAACGGUGAAGACAGACCGCUGGGGGAGACCUUAAACCUCAAAGAGGAGAGUUUGCUCAUCGACUCCGACACUGGCUUUGAUACGCGUCUGGGCAGGAAGAGACACAGGCGCAGGAACUCCAAGAAGAAGCGCAGCUGGAAGCCUUAUUAUAAACUUUCCUGGGAGGAGAGGAAAGCCCUGGAAGAGAAAGAGACAGCCAGGGCAUCCCGGCUGAGAGAGGAGAUGUUCGCCAAAGGGCUCCCCGUGGCCCCCUACAACACCACCCAGUUUCUGAUGGACGAGCACGACCGAGAGGAGCCGGACCUCAACACCGAGACCGGGGUCAGGCGACCCUCGGGGGUCGGCGGCCGCAUGGAGGACACAGGCAGUGAGGAGGAGUUCUUCGACAACGAGGAGGACGACGAUGAUGACGGCAGCGGCGGAGGUAGCGACGGCAUCGGGAGGCCUGGGAACGCAGGUGGGGAGUUUCUUCAGAGAGACUUUUCCGAGACCUAUGAGAUGUACCACGUCGAGAGCCUACAGAAUAUGACCAAGCAGGAGCUGGUCCAGGAGUACCUGGAGCUGGAGAAGUGCAUGUCCCGCCUGGAGGAGGAGAACAACCGGCUGAGGCGCGCCGUAGAGCCCGGGGGUCUGACCGUGGAGAGCUCCCUGGUCCGGCUUGGAGAGCUGGAGAGGGAACUGGAGAGACUGAGGGCCCAAAACACGGAGCUCCUUCUGCAGAACCAGCCGAGCAAGGACAGGAGUCAGGUCGCUACUAAUUAAAGGACACAAUUCAAGUAGGGAAACCUACAAGGUAAAAAUAAUGGGACUGCUGCAUUUAAAAACAAAGUCAUCCGUUUUCUGUAAUCAGUUUGUCUUCUGGAUGAAGUCCUUGCAUUGCAAUGCAAUACUUGACGUUUCUUUUCUAUUUGGACUGUAAGGGUGUCCUGUUAAUUUUUUUUUUUUUUCAAGAAGAAAUGUAAAUAUUUCAAAAACAAGAUUCUUUUUUUAUAAAGAGAAUGUAUUUGACAACACGAGAAUAUUUUGUUUGUUUACCCGGUCAACUUAGUAGGUAUUCACUGAAAUACCCUGUUCCAUUUUUGAAUUUAAACAAACAUCGUAUGUUGCAUUUUCUUCCAAAAAAUAAUUUGAUAACAAAUUACAGCUAAUUGAUCCGGCUUGCAAAGACUGUUUUUUGCAUAAGUAAAUUCCAGAGUGACCAUUUUUAACAGUUGUGUGUUAACAUAAGUUCAAAUAAAAUUUUGAAAUUCUG
Messenger RNA from Micropterus salmoides (largemouth bass), 1937 nucleotides. It is a transcript of the gene hexim1, whose product is annotated as HEXIM P-TEFb complex subunit 1. The coding region runs from base 347 to 1447 and encodes 366 amino acids. Gene Ontology annotation, cellular component: nucleoplasm; nucleus; cytoplasm. The record is from RefSeq and is a predicted model, not a curated record. The transcript has a single exon. Gene Ontology annotation, biological process: negative regulation of cyclin-dependent protein serine/threonine kinase activity; negative regulation of transcription by RNA polymerase II. Gene Ontology annotation, molecular function: cyclin-dependent protein serine/threonine kinase inhibitor activity; 7SK snRNA binding. Lineage: Eukaryota; Metazoa; Chordata; Actinopteri; Centrarchiformes; Centrarchidae.